Messenger RNA from Amphibalanus amphitrite, 1899 nucleotides. RefSeq names its product trypsin-1-like. The record is from RefSeq and is a predicted model, not a curated record. The transcript has a single exon. Gene Ontology annotation, molecular function: serine-type endopeptidase activity. Bases 307 to 1551 code for a protein of 414 amino acids. Gene Ontology annotation, biological process: proteolysis. Lineage: Eukaryota; Metazoa; Arthropoda; Thecostraca; Balanomorpha; Balanidae.
UCGUAGAUAAACAGAGCCAGUGAUGUGGCUGCACAAAUUAGGUACGCGUCUGGUCCGCUCAAGGUUGCAGAAAACGUUCCACGUAGCAUAAUUUUUCGGGUUUCCUGAAAACGUUUGAGGUUGUCAGAUCGGCAGGCAUAUGGCUGACGAAGCAGAGGCCCACUUGUCUGCCUCGUUCAGAACUGCGUUAUUCGCCAGUGACAGGGCAGAUCCGAAUGACAGGUCACACCUGUAGCUACGGCGUGGUUCCGUAUAAAAGCCGAACUGCACCCGGAGCAGGUACCACAACGGCCACUGUUCUUCGCCAUGGUCCUGCUACGACUGACCGUCUGCUGCCUGCUACUGGGCGCGGCCCUGGCAAAGCCGCAAACCAAGGCGGCAGAGCCGGUCCCGCUCUCGGACAAAGAGCCGAGAGCCACCUACGUGCUGCAGCCCGGCCAGUACUUCUUCACAUCGCCCAACUAUCCCAACAACUAUGGUAACGACUUCCGGAGGAGGUGGGUGAUCCGGGGCUCUGACGGCCAGGAUGUCACCGUCCAGUGUGACCCUGUCGACAUUGAGUUCCACUCCUCGUGUAGGUACGACUUUUUGAGGGUCAACGGCGUGAAGUACUGCGGCACCAGCCCGGUGCCUGCCACCAGUGCCGCCGAGCUCAGGGUGGUCUUCAAGACCGACUCUAGCGUGACGGCGUCCGGGUUCUACUGUCUGGUGACGGUGCCGGAGCCAGGCAGCACCAGCGGCACCACGGCGGGCACCACGGCGGGCACCACGUCCGGCACCACCCAGGCACCUGGCGACAGCUGCUGCGGCGUCGCCAACAGGGUCACCCGCAUCGUGGGUGGCGAGGCGACCGAAGUAAACGAGUACCCGUGGCAGGUGGGACUGGUCAACACCGGCAACAACCGUCCCUGGUGCGGCGGCACCGUCAUCAACAACCAGUGGGUGAUGACGGCCGCCCACUGCACUGCCGGCGAGUCGGCCGGCAACCUCCAGGUUCUGCUGCGCAAGCACAACAUCGGUUCCGACUCCAACCAGAUCCGGAUGAGCGUUUCGCAGAUCGUCGACCACCCGUCCUACAACUCCCGUACCCUGUCGCACGACUUCUCGCUUCUGAAGCUCUCGCAAACCAUUGACUUCAGCUCUCUCAGCAACCAGGUGGCGCCGGCGUGUCUGCCGUCCGGCGGCGACUUCGUCGACGUCGAUGCCAUUGUCAGCGGCUGGGGCACCCUGUCCUCCGGUGGCUCACGACCCAGCGUGCUGCAAGACGUCACCGUGCAGACCAUGUCCAAUGCCGAGUGUACCUCGGACCUCGGCCAGGGCCAGAUCGACUCCAGCAUGAUCUGCGCCGACGUGGACGCCGGCGGCAAGGACUCCUGCCAGGGCGACAGCGGCGGCCCGCUGGUGACCGACGUCAGCGGACGCUACACGCUCAUCGGCGUGGUGUCGUGGGGCUACGGCUGCGCCGAUCAGGGCUCUCCGGGUGUCUAUUCUCGCAUCACCGCCGUCUCCAGCUGGAUAUCCCAGACCACGGCCGGCGCCAGUCUCUGCUGAGUCCUGACCACGGCCGGCGCCAGUCUCUGCUGAGUCCUGACCACGGCCCAGGCCAGUCUCUGCGGAGCCUUUGCCAGAGAGUCACAUAGCCUGCUAGCCAGGCGAUGACGGGAUCUCUAGCCUGAUGACUAAAAAUCAACGGGUUUUGCCUCUUUCUUUCCUGUCUUUAUUUUUGUCAGACAGUGUGUAUUUGAAGAUUUAUAAAGUCUAAUGACACCUGAGAAGAUAUCAUCUUCCAGUGUUCAGGCCAUUUACAUCUUUCAGCAAACCUUGUUGAAGUUUAUAUAUAUAUGCAAAAUCGUGUUUCUGUACUAGUUAUUUGGUCUCUAAUACAAAUUGUAUACUUUC